Molecule: messenger RNA, 2038 nt
Organism: Diabrotica virgifera virgifera (western corn rootworm)
Lineage: Eukaryota; Metazoa; Arthropoda; Insecta; Coleoptera; Chrysomelidae
Exons: 2
Coding region: 353-988 (211 amino acids)
Source: RefSeq, a predicted model, not a curated record
UGAACAUUAUAAGGACAUUUACCAUUAAAAUUGUUGAUUGAAAAUUCAAACAAUUUAGUAAACUUUCGAUUUUAGUUUUAGAUUACUUUGGAUUGGAUUGCUUUGGCGGCUGACGCUGCUGAACGGAAACGGAAACCAAACAAUCCGCCAUAAAAAGACGUAUUUCGAUAAAGUAAAAAAUAAAUAAAUUUAGAUUAGAAAAAAAGGAAAUAAAAUAAUACGCCGACAGACAGCACUUACAUUCAUCUACCAUCUACUGUUUCCGACUUCCGAUUAUAUUCCAACGCCAAGGAAAGUUUCAAAAUUAAUAUUUUGGAGGUGGAAGAAGGGAAGGAGAAAAAUCUGAGUAGAAAUGAAAACACAAGGUCAAAUGUGCAAGACCAAAUGGGCAAAUAUUAGAGACACAUUUAGACACUAUUUACACAUUAAAAAAUGUGGUAAAGUGACCAAGAGGUACAAACGAGCUAAUCAACUAAGUUUCUUGACAAAACAUUUUAAUGAAAGAGGAACGAUAACUAACAUUAAAGAUAUUGAUAAUACCCAACAAAAGUCUGAACAAAUAGUGCCUGAAUAUGAAAAGUAUUUACACAUUACAAAAAGUGGAAAAGUAACAAAGAGGUACAAAUACAAUCAACUAAGGUUCCUGAAAAAACAUUUUAAUGAAAAAGAAACGAUAACUAACACUAAAGAUAUUGGUAAUACCCAACAGAAGUCUGAAAACAUAGUGCCUGAAUAUGAAAAGUAUUUACACAUUACAAAAAGUGGAAAAGUAACAAAGAGGUACAAAUACAAUCAACUAAGGUUCCUGAAAAAACAUUUUAAUGAAAAAGAAACGAUAACUAACAUUAAAGAUAUUGGUAAUACCCAACAGAAGUCUGAAAACAUAGUGCCUGAAUAUGAAAAGUAUUUACCUACACAUUACAAAAAGUGGAAAAGUAACAAAGAGGUACAUAUACGAUCAACUAAGAUCCCCGAAAAAACAUUUUAAUGAAAGAAAAACGAUAACAAACAUUAAAGAUAUCGAUAAUACCCAACAGAAGUCUGAAAAAAUAGUGCCUGAAGACGAAGAAAGUAAUUCUGGCUAUAAGAAAGAACACAAUGUUACUGCCUCAAGCCAAGAGAUAAAUGAUGAACAAAAUGAAAUAAUAGAAGAAACCAACAGUCAAAGAGAAGAUUCGUCUGCUUCAAUACAAGGGACUGAAAAACUACCCAUACAAAAACACACUGCUAUGGACUCUUUAAUUAACAAACGUGAGGAGCAAGUUAUGACACCACCAGAUGCAGUUGACGCCUUCCUAACUGUCAUAACACCAGCCCUAAAGUCUCUUUCGCCUCUAAAUGUUCAUUUUGCCAAAUCAGAAAUAUUUUCGGUUGUACAGAAAUAUGAGCUGAAGUGUCUGCAAGAACAAACUUAUACUAAUUUUAAUCAACAACAAUCAAGUGCCCCAACAGCUCUUCCAAUAGUAUCGCCUGCAUCCAGUUACCAAUAUACUGUUACGCUGCUCGCUACUAUCUGAACUGAACAUCCGGCAGUCCGGCACCACAACUGUAACCAUAAUCUUCGAUUUCUUUUCGAAGGAAGAAACUGAAACUGUUUUUACCAGUGUUCGAAACGGAUUCUCGCUAUUCGAGAACCACAGUUGAACGAGACACACUUAUGACUGGUUGCACCAACAGAUCUUAGGCUUAAGACUGCCUUAAGCACUGCUUGCGAAACAUAUGCGUUGCAUGUUGCACCAUCGAGUCUUGGAUCAAUUUUCAGCUUGCCACGUGGAUUGUAUCCUAAACUUACCAGUUAAGACGUGCUAAGUGCUAAGAUAGACGAGCCUUAUCUAAAAGCUGAGAUGGACUAAGCUGGAACUGAAGAUUUUUUGGUGUAACCAGGCAUUAUAGACUUUAAAGGAAAAUUCCAGAACAGAAUCGAACUAGGAUAAAAUAAAUAAUUUGUAUUGAACGGACUUACCGAUUAUUUUGGUAUGAAGUGCGCGUGUUGUAACCUCGAAAAAUAAAUAGUAAAUAAUUGAAGAUAUAAAUUAUA